Molecule: messenger RNA, 143 nt
Organism: Entrophospora candida
Lineage: Eukaryota; Fungi; Glomeromycota; Glomeromycetes; Entrophosporales; Entrophosporaceae
Source: the annotation of a GenBank genome assembly
UUCAAAUAAUCCAAAAUACUGUAGUUAACAUGUCUCAAAGUUCUUAUUCCAAUAUGCCAAGUAGAGAGGCAUUACGUAAACGAAUUGCACGUGUUAGAAAUGAAAACAUACCAUCUCAACCACAAUCAUUGCAAGAUAUUGAC